UCCUGAAGGACAGCAURUUUGCAGCCUGUCAUCCAUUUGUCUCACCUGACAACUUCUACAAGGGCUGUGUCUAUGACAGCUGCCACGUGUCCAACCCAGCGGUGGAGUGCACCAGUCUGCAGACAUACGCUGCUGCCUGUGCCCAGUUUGGAGUAUGCAUCUACUGGAGAAACCACACCGAGCUCUGUGCUAGCGACUGCCCAGCUGACAAAGUCUACAAGCCCUGCGGUCCUGCAGAACAGCCAACCUGUGAUGACAAUCCAGACGAGUCUAGGAUGAACUUCACCACAGAAGGCUGCUUCUGUCCUGAUGGGAUGAAACUCUUCAACAAGGAAUCAGGGAUCUGUGUUGAUAAGUGUGGAUGCAUUGACCCUGAAGGUGUUCCGCGAGAGUUCAACGAGAGGUUUGAGUACAAGUGCCAGGAUUGCGUUUGUUUGGAGUCCACCAAGGCUGUGACCUGUAAACCCAAGGUCUGCUCCAAACCACCAGUAGAGAUAUGCACUGGGCCAGGCUUUGUAUAUGUCAACCAAACCGAUCCAUCCGAUCCAUGCUGCUCCAGCCUCGUCUGCCGUUGUGACAGCAGCACUUGCCCACCAACCAACAUGAACUGUCCUAUUGGGUUCGUGCCAGUGGUUUCAGUCCCGGAGGGGAAAAUGCUGUCCAGAGCACACAUGUGAGCCAAAAGAGUUUGUCUUCACAAAGGCAUUGAAUACCUGCCCAAUUCUAAAGUACCAGGAUCGGAGUGCCAGGAGUGCACCUGCACCAACAAAGUGGACCCCAAGACUGGUCAUUACCAAAUUGACUGUGGAUUCAUGCAAUGUGACGAAGAUUGUGAA
Molecule: messenger RNA, 836 nt
Organism: Salvelinus sp. IW2-2015
Lineage: Eukaryota; Metazoa; Chordata; Actinopteri; Salmoniformes; Salmonidae
Source: RefSeq, a predicted model, not a curated record